UCCUUAUGCAUAGCUGUUUCAUAUACUUACUUUGUGCAGUUGCAUUAAAUGAGCCUUGGGUUUACUUUUCAAUAUAAGAAGAAACAGUCUUGAAUCAGGAAGUUUGAAUGACUUUGAGGCCUGAUUCCAGCUUUUGUAAGGACGGUCAGUCAUUCGAGCGCAGAGCCCUGUGCAGGUGAGAUGGAGGAAGCGUACACUGAACUUUAUCAGCAGUUUCUUCGCCUCAGGUCAUUGUGCCUCAAACAGGCAGCUCUGCUUCAUCAGCUCACAACAGCUCUGCAGAAACAGCAAGGUGUCUCUGCUCCUGAAGUAGAUGUGACCGAUCUGAUUUCCAUUCCUGUCCAGUGCUCCUAUGAGAUCCCUGCAUGCCUGUACGAAAAGCCUCAACCACUAACAUCUAAAGGACCAGACCCCGCACAGCCAUGUGGGGCUGAUCACUCUUCCAGAAAUGUUGGCUGUGCUUCUGGUAUCCUUGCUGAAGGCAUGUCGAAGCUCAGCGUGGACAUGCCUUGUCAGAGAAAGCAGGAUGCGAAGAUGGAGAUGUUGAACCCAUUCAUGUUCAAUCUGGAGUCCUCAAAAUACCAUGGAGCUUCUUCCUGCAAAACAAAGCCUUCAGAACAAAAUGGUCCUGGUGACAACAGAGCUCAAUACACAGUGAAGAUGCCGAUGACUGAUGGAGGCCUCCUGAACCUGUCUGGAGUAGGUAUGAUGUCCGAUGUGGCGCUGCACUCACACAUUUGUGAGUUCUGCCAAGCCGUUUUUCCUGGAGACUCAACCACACGAGGAGAAUUUCUACGACAUCUUUACACCCAUGUUACAUAGACCAAAAAUAUACAGUGCCGUGAAAAAGUAUUUGCCCCUUAUAGAUUCCUUCUGUUUUUAAGUUUUUGUCGCACCUACAUGUUUUAGAUCAUUAAACUAGAUUUAAUAUCAGAUAAAGACUUCUAUCGGUCAGUGCCAUAAUCAAUGGAACCAUGAAUUUUUCUCUGUAGCAUAAGGUCCAGCCAUCAAUUCUUUAAGCUCAAGCACACUUGGGUUAUGAAGCAAGAUUAUGAUCCAAAGCACACAGGCAAUUUCUCCUCUGAUGAAGAUUUUGGAGGCACUUAGUCAAAAUCCAAACUUAAAUCUGAUGCUGUGAGGUGACCUUAAACAGAUCAUACAUGCUCUACAACUGAAUUACAAUAAUUUUGCAAACAAGAGCGUGCCAAUCUUCCUUCAAAGUGAUGUAAAAGAGUCUUUGACACAAACUCUUGAUGACACUUGUCGCCAAGGGUGGAAAAGCCAGUUGGUUUAGCUUUUUUUCUCUGAUAUAUUAAAUCAUAAUUUGAAAGCUGUAUUUUGUAUCUUGUCAGGUUAUCGUCAUCUGAUAUUGAAAUUUAGUUGAUGAUUUGAAACAUUUCACUGUGACGAACAAAAGAAAUCUGUAGGGGGGCAAAUACUUUUUCACUGUACUGUAAUUUGUCUCUUACUGACAUUUGACUUGACUGUGAUGGUGCAUUUACAGCACUGGUAACAAAACCUCUAGGAAAUGUGUCAUUGGGUGCUCUUUAUUUUUUUUUAAUCGUCAGUUGAUUUUUGUGUCUAUAGUGGGAAAUGAAUAGCAACAGGUUUUAAAGGAUUAGCUGGAUGUGAAUGUCUUUUGAAGUGUCUCACCCAGGGUUUCUUUUGUCUUUCAAUGUGUGUUAAUAAAUUUUGAAUGCAACAAAAAUCCAAGGACAUUUGGAAACAGAAUCAUCUGCAUUAAUAAAAAUAUUAAUAAAAAAAAAAUGUUUAUCUCUGUUAUA
This is a messenger RNA of Girardinichthys multiradiatus, 1784 nucleotides long. RefSeq lists its product as uncharacterized. The record is from RefSeq and is a predicted model, not a curated record. Gene Ontology annotation, biological process: canonical NF-kappaB signal transduction. NCBI's taxonomy places the organism in Eukaryota, Metazoa, Chordata, Actinopteri, Cyprinodontiformes, Goodeidae. The transcript is spliced from 5 exons. Bases 181 to 822 code for a protein of 213 amino acids.